Messenger RNA from Macadamia integrifolia, 1102 nucleotides. Its product is annotated as transcription factor bHLH104-like. Gene Ontology annotation, biological process: intracellular iron ion homeostasis; regulation of DNA-templated transcription. The record is from RefSeq and is a predicted model, not a curated record. The transcript is spliced from 5 exons. Gene Ontology annotation, molecular function: protein dimerization activity; DNA-binding transcription factor activity. The coding region runs from base 230 to 880 and encodes 216 amino acids. NCBI's taxonomy places the organism in Eukaryota, Viridiplantae, Streptophyta, Magnoliopsida, Proteales, Proteaceae.
GCGUGCAUAAACAAAGCAGCAGAAGAAAGAAAGGACUAAUCAUCAUCCAAAGUUGCAAAAAACCGAACCAAAUUCGUAUCUAAUUUAUAUUUUUUCCUCGAAUUCUCUAAUCUUUCCUUCAAUAUCACACCUCCUAAGAAAAAACAAAGUAGUGUUUGAAGGAUUUUAUUUUAGGGUUUCUCUGAAAUCUUCUCUGUAGAUUACUAUUUCUCCGUUUCGUUUAAGGAGAAUGGAUUCGUUUCAGGAUGGUAAUUGGAACAUCCUGGAUUACAAUUUAAUCGAGGAAGCACCAUCUACAGAUUUUAUUUGGAAUAAUCAGAGUUGUUGCCUGGACUUUGAUGUAUCACCUGCUGGCACUGUAGCCCAAGAAAAAGGAUGCCCACGGAAAAGGGGCCGAAAUGAGCCUUGCAAUGGACCAGGAUCUAAAGCUUGCCGUGAGAAGAUGCGGAGGGACAGGAUGAAUGACAGGUUUUUAGAUUUGAGUUCCAUUUUGGAGCCGGGCAAACCUCCUAAAACAGACAAAUCUGCCCUACUCUGUGAUGCCAUUCGUGUUCUGAAUCAGCUUAAAGCUGAAGCUCAAGAGCUUAAGGAGGCAAAUGAAAAGCUUCAAGAGGACAUAAAAAAUUUAAAGGCAGAGAAGAAUGAGCUACGUGAAGAGAAGCUUCUGCUCAAGGCAGACAGAGAAAAGAUGGAGCAACAGGUGAAAGCCUUAACUGUUCUACCUGCUGGUUUUGUACCACCACCCCCAGUUGCAUACCACUCUGGAGCAAACAAGAUGAUGGCAUUCCCAAGUUAUGGAGGGUUCCCCAUGUGGCAAUGGAUACCCCCAGCGUCCCUUGACACAUCCCAUGAUCAUGUGCUCAGGCCUCCUGUUGCCUAGAAACUACAAAGGGCAUCAAAGCUUAAAUCAAUCCCAGUUGGUUAUGCAGAUGUCAGAAACAGUAGCUCUCCUACAUGUAAAUAAUUCUUAAUUAUGACUUGACUUUCUAAUGUCUGAUUUUUAGAUUGAUAGGCAAGGAUUUUUGGUGAAACUGGCAAGGAAUGCCCAUUCUCUGUUAUUUAUUUCUUCGAUAAUAUUGAUCGAUAUAUCUGUUUGUCUCAA